Brassica rapa (field mustard) is the source of this 1543-nucleotide messenger RNA. Its product is annotated as PP2A regulatory subunit TAP46. Gene Ontology annotation, biological process: regulation of dephosphorylation; regulation of signal transduction. Gene Ontology annotation, cellular component: cytosol. Gene Ontology annotation, molecular function: protein phosphatase 2A binding. Lineage: Eukaryota; Viridiplantae; Streptophyta; Magnoliopsida; Brassicales; Brassicaceae. The record is from RefSeq and is a predicted model, not a curated record.
UUAUUAUUUUAUGUUGAACCCUAAACAUAAACAACAUUUUGUCUCAGAUUUCACGGAUCCACUUUCUCGAAUCAUUUUUGCUCGGUCAGUGAUGGGUGGUGUAGCUAUGGAGGAGAUGCCAUUAUCGGCGUUGUUCGAGGAAGCAAGGAAGAUUCAUCUCGCGGCUUCAGAAUCCCGCGCCGAUCAGGAUGUUGUGAGGAAAGGAUGUGCGAUGUUACAGAAAUGCGAAGACAUGGUUGGGAAGCUGGGGCUCUUCUCUUCUAACGAGACUAAAGAAGAUAUCAGCACCAACAAUCUCAAGUAUCUUUUGGUACCUUUCUAUCUUGCGGAGUUGACGGAGAAAAUCAAACAGGAGGACCGGAUUCCGAUUGUCAAGGCUUCGUAUGCUAAGUUGAAGGAGUUCUUUUCGUUCUGUGAGGCAAUGGAACUUGUUCCGGAAGAGGAGUUGGAGGCUUCUUCACGAGGAGGUUCUGCUCCACCUGCUGAUAGGAGAGCUCUCAAGAUAACUCGGUUCAAACGUCAGAAGACUGCAGAGGCGAAGCUCCUUGAGAUUAAAGAGAGGAAGGAGCGACGCGGACGUUCAAAAAGGGCUGCUGCCUUGUCAACUCCGGUUGAAUCUGGAGAAGAAGACAUCCCAGAUGAUGACAGCGAAGAAGAAAGAGAUGCGUGGCUCGCCACAAUUAACUUGGCUAUUUGCAAGGCUAUUGAUCUGUUGGAAAUGCUAAAGAGAGAAGAGGAAAUGCUCUCUGCAAUCAAGGAAAAACAGUUGAAGGAUGGAGAGGAUGUGUUUUCUCGGGAUGCACUUGAUGAUCGCACAAAGAAGGCUGAAACUUGGCACAGAGAUGCUGCUGCGAGGGUACAGUACUCUAGACCGGCACAACCAAUCACUUGUGCUACAUUUGCACAAGAUGUGUUGGAAGGGAGAGCUUCAGUAUCACAGGGUCACGAGCACAAGCACCAACCUCUUAUAUUCGGUCCAGCAAGCAUUGUGAAUGGAUCUCUUUCUACGGAGAGAGAGAGGAUGAUAGCUCAAGUUUUCCAACCAAGUCACAGGAUGCCGACGAUGAGCAUAGAGGAUGCUGGGUUAACAGAGAUGAAUAUAAUGAAUGAUUGGCAAGAACAGACCAAAAAAGCCAUUGAAGAAGCAACCACCUCAUGGCACAAUGAUAGGCCUCUGAGAAGAAAGGAAGAGGAUGAAGAAGAUGACGACGAAGAUGAAGAAGCUGUGAUGAAAGCUAGAGCUUUCGAUGAUUGGAAGGACGAUAAUCCUCGUGGUGCAGGUAACAAGAAGCUCACUCCUUGUGGCUGAACAUGAGAUUGAGAAGAUAAAACACUCUCUCUCCUCCUUUCGCUACUUAUUUCCGAAUCCUCUUCUUUCAAUUAUGUCUUUUGUAAUGUAAUCAUCUUUCUACUGUAAACCAUAGACUGAGUUAAGUACUGGAGUUAUCUUUCUUUUGGAAUUAUUUUUUUUCUCUUUUAAAUCCGCCGACCAUAGAAGCAGUGUAACGUGCGACUGGAUCUGAAACCAUCUUUCUUUGUCAUC